Molecule: messenger RNA, 839 nt
Organism: Nematolebias whitei (Rio pearlfish)
Lineage: Eukaryota; Metazoa; Chordata; Actinopteri; Cyprinodontiformes; Rivulidae
Product: chymotrypsin-like elastase family member 2A
Exons: 8
Coding region: 1-819 (272 amino acids)
Biological process (GO): proteolysis
Molecular function (GO): serine-type endopeptidase activity
Source: RefSeq, a predicted model, not a curated record
AUGAUUUGGUUUGUGGCUCUUCUUUCCAGCUUUGGGCUGAUUUGUGCUGAAACACCUUUCAACCACAAUCUGCUCAAUAACAGGGUCAUAGGAGGCAGUGAUGCCAAACCAAACACCUGGAAAUGGCAGGUUUCCCUGCAGUUUGAUUCAUAUUACGACGGCUCUUUCUAUCACAUCUGUGGAGGAACCGUUGUUGACAGUUUCUACAUCAUGACUGCAGCUCACUGUAUCCUCAGCAUGGAGGCCAGUCAGUACCGCACGGUGGUGGGUGAGUACAACCUGUUUGAAAAUGACAACAGUGAGCAGUUCAUCCCUGUGGAGAAGAUUAUAGUUCACCCUGAAUGGGUUGGAGAUCUUGGCAAAGGGAAUGAUAUCGCUCUUUUGAAACUGGCCACUCCGAUCUAUGCCAAUGGUUACGUGGAAAUUGCUAACCUUCCCUACCCUGGCCAGAUGCUGCCUCAUGGUUUCACCUGUUACAUCACAGGCUGGGGGUCAAUGGACCACGUUGGAACCACCCCAGACAAACUACAAGUGGCUCCCAUAAAUGUGGUGGAGCACGCCAUCUGCUCCACACAUGAGUGGUGGGGCAGCCUUGCUCUGAGGACGAUGCUGUGCGCCGGAGGGGAUGGAAUCAUAUCCGGCUGCCAUGGCGACUCUGGAGGUCCCCUGAACUGCCUGACUGAUGGAGCCUGGAGAGUCCACGGUGUCGUCAGCUACGGACCAGCCGGCAUGUGCAACCAAGUGUCUAAACCCACAGUUUUCACCAGAGUUUCAUCCUUCAUUGACUGGAUGUACUCUGUUACGGGAGGAAAUCUUUAGACAGCAGAGUAUUAACAUUC